Aphidius gifuensis is the source of this 495-nucleotide messenger RNA. RefSeq names its product SLIT and NTRK-like protein 2. The record is from RefSeq and is a predicted model, not a curated record. Gene Ontology annotation, molecular function: protein binding. NCBI's taxonomy places the organism in Eukaryota, Metazoa, Arthropoda, Insecta, Hymenoptera, Braconidae. The transcript is spliced from 4 exons. Bases 1 to 495 code for a protein of 164 amino acids.
AUGUCGUUUUUGAUUCAUAAUCAGAUUGCUGGUGACGAAAUAUCUGUCGAUGUUGAACCACAAAAUUUUCCCAGCUAUUGGAAAUAUCCAGUACCUUUUUAUGGAAAUACAUUUGAUGGACUUGAGUCUCUUCAAACAUUGAAUUUAUCAAACAAUGGGUUACAAUCGAUUAAUAUUGAUGCAUUCUUAGGAUUGAAGAAUCUUAAAACAUUAUUAUUAGAUCAAAAUUAUUUACAAAUGUUAUCAAGUGAUAUACUCAUAAGCCUAAAAAAUAUUGAAAAAUUAUCAGUGACAUCAAAUCAAUUGGAAAAUCUUGAAGAUGAUGUAUUUUGUAAUUCAUUGAGACUCAAAGAACUUGAUAUAACACCUGGAGUAUUUGCAGAGCUACAAUUGAAUGUGUUGAAUUUAGAAUACAACUAUCUUCAAGAACAUGAUAUUGAAUCAAUUAAAGUGAAUACUUGGGCUAAUUAUACAUUAUGUGAUCAUCAAUAUUAA